This is a messenger RNA of Postia placenta MAD-698-R-SB12, 553 nucleotides long. RefSeq lists its product as hypothetical. Bases 38 to 409 code for a protein of 123 amino acids. The record is from RefSeq and is a predicted model, not a curated record. The transcript has 2 exons. Lineage: Eukaryota; Fungi; Basidiomycota; Agaricomycetes; Polyporales; Adustoporiaceae.
CGCUGCUGCCGGCCUGCUAGCGGGUCGCUUCCAAUUCAUGGUCCGCGCUCAAGCAACUGUCCCUGUCUCUUAUGACACGGUCUACGACAACUGCUCUGCCUCGCUUUCCACUGUUGCCUGCUCCAGCCAGCUUGAGAGCCUCGGAUACGACACCUUCGGCUCGCUGCCAGACUUCCCGUUCAUUGGCGGCGCGGCGGUCGUGACACCCUACGGCUCUGGCGAAUGCGGAUCGUGCUGGGAGCUCUCGUACCAGGGAAACAGGAUCACCGUUCUAGCCAUCGACUACACCGACCAAGGGUUCAACAUCGCCGAGGAAGCGUUUGACGUGCUGACGAACGGACAGGCACAGUCGCUGGGUCGCUUGGAGGCGGUAGCUACACAAGUGAACAUAUCUGCAUGCGGGCUGUAAAGAUCUAGUAUGGGGCAGACACAUGUUGCGGCACCCGUAUGCGCGUCUAUCUCGUGAAUUCAUCCAAUCUCGUCGUUCGGCUGCGCCUCGAGUAGAAAGAAUGUGUGCUCUAUGUCAAAUUCAAGGCUGCUUUUUGUCUAUUGC